Molecule: messenger RNA, 3881 nt
Organism: Periophthalmus magnuspinnatus
Lineage: Eukaryota; Metazoa; Chordata; Actinopteri; Gobiiformes; Gobiidae
Gene: sppl2b
Product: signal peptide peptidase-like 2
Exons: 15
Coding region: 62-1762 (566 amino acids)
Biological process (GO): membrane protein proteolysis
Cellular component (GO): lumenal side of endoplasmic reticulum membrane; Golgi-associated vesicle membrane; lysosomal membrane
Molecular function (GO): aspartic endopeptidase activity, intramembrane cleaving
Source: RefSeq, a predicted model, not a curated record
CAGCUGGUGGGACUCCGCACAGAGAGCCGAGGUCGAUGGGGGAAAUAACAAGCUAGGCAUCAUGAGGCUUCCUGAAACACUGCUGUGGGCGGCUUUUCUCGUACAAAAGGUGGUUGCAGAAUAUGGCAUGGCUCACUUCAGUGACGAGGAUAAAAGCAAAGGAAAAGAUUACUGCAUUUUUUUUAACUCGCAGUGGGCUCGGCUUCCUCAGGACCUAAAUAAAGCUUCCCGUCUCCAGAUCUAUGACUUGACUAGCUCCGUGCUGUGCUCUGCGUCGGAGGUGCCGGAGGGGGGCUUCCCAAACCGCAUCCCCAUGGUGCUGAGGGGAAACUGCACCUUCUACGAAAAGGUCAGACUGGCCCAGAUCAAUGGAGCCAAGGGUCUGCUCAUCGUCAGCAAAGACAGACUGACACCACCAGCAGGAAACAAAUCCCAAUAUGAAGAGAUUGACAUCCCUGUUGCACUGCUCAGUUAUGCAGAUAUGCUGGAUAUAAGCAGAAGUUUUGGUAAAGGGCAGCUGGUGGCCAUGUACGCACCCAAUGAGCCUGUGCUGGACUACAACAUGGUUAUUAUCUUUUUAAUGGCAGUUGGGACAGUGGCCAUUGGAGGAUACUGGGCUGGGAGCAGAGACAACAAAAAGCGUUACAUGAAACACAAGCGAGACGACAGUGCAGAGAAACAGGCGGAGGACAUGGUGGACGUCACUCCCAUCAUGAUUUGUGUGUUUGUGGUCAUGUGCUGCAGCAUGCUGGUGCUACUCUACUUCUACUACGACUACCUCGCAUUUUGGGUGAUCGCCAUCUUCUGCCUGGCUUCCUCUGUGGGGCUCUACAGCUGCCUUUGGCCCUUCAUACGGAGACUGCCUUUCUGUAAAUGCAGGAUCCCAGAGAACAACCUGCCGUACCUGCACAAGCGGCCUCAGGUGCGCAUGCUGCUGCUGUCUGCUUUCUGCGUCGCUGUCAGCAUCACCUGGAUGGUGUUCCGCAACGAGGACCAGUGGGCCUGGGUGUUACAGGACGCACUGGGCAUCACCUUCUGUCUGUACAUGCUCAAAACAGUCAGACUCUCCACAUUUAAGGCCUGCACUAUACUGCUGUCAGUGCUGUUUGUGUACGACGUGUUCUUUGUUUUUAUUACACCGUUCUUCACAAAGAGCGGUGAGAGCAUCAUGGUGGAGGUAGCAGCUGGUCCAUCAGACUCGUUCACACAUGAAAAGUUGCCCAUGGUGCUCAAAGUGCCCAGACUGAACUCCUCCCCUUUAGCCCUGUGUGAUCGGCCCUUCUCUCUGCUGGGUUUUGGGGACAUCUUAGUACCAGGUUUAUUAGUGGCGUACUGUCACAGAUUUGACAUCUUAAUGCAGACCUCCAGGAUCUACUUUGUGGCCUGUACCAUUGCUUAUGGCGUGGGGCUCCUGAUCACCUUCGUGGCCCUGGCUCUGAUGCAGAUGGGACAGCCCGCCUUGCUGUACCUGGUGCCUUGUACUCUGCUCACCAGCCUCACAGUGGCGCUGUUUCGCAGAGAGCUGCCCCAAUUCUGGACAGGAAAUGGAUUUGUGCCUGCCGUAGCGCUCGCCCCCAUAAACUGUACCCAGACAGCGGAGCCCACGGCAGAAGCUGACACCACCACUACCCCCACCCCCCAAGCUGAGCCCCAGUCCCCCACACAGAAAGUCCCAAACCCAGAUCCAGACCAGGACCCAAACAUGUCCCAAGACCCAAAAGAGGCGCUCCCGGAGUGCAAAGAAGACCCCAAAUCCGACUGAAGAACACUAAUCUUUUUCUUCUUAUUAUAAUUUUAAAUAUUUUAUUAUCAGUAAAUGGACACUUGUUGGUCAUUGGCGCAAAGGGAAUAAUGAAAGAGGAUUUUUGUUUUUAAUUUGCUGGUUAAAACUGUUUUCAAGGUAUUAAAAUAGACAAAAAGUUCAGUUACUACAAUGGGUUUCACUGUCUAUCCUUGUACUGUUCGAUAACAAAAGUGCAGGUUACUCAGCAGUUUAUUUACUCGUAAGUAGGUUAUAUUGAACUUAAUUUUGGUUCAAAAGGCAGCUGCGAAUCAAUAGUUCUGUUAAAUUGAUUUUAUUGAGAUUUUUGGCAAAUAAUUAUUGGUAGUCAAUCAUUACCCAAAGCAAAGGUUGUUAUAAAUAAAUGUAAAAUGACCAAACCGAUUAGGGCUUUUUAAAGAAUAGUUUGAUACCUUGAAAAUGGGUCUUCUACCUCAAAGUUAAGUUAUUUCUAUGUAGAGAACAAUCAGUUUCCCCCAAAUUAAUAUCUCAAUUUUUAUCAAAAACGUAAGUAAAAUGAAAGUGUCAUGAUAAAGUGUCUACGUUGAAUUGAAGCACAUCUUAAUCUGAUAUUAUCAAGGUGUCAGUAGUUCACUUUAUAUACCUGUACCGCAUUGUGAAAAGCAAUGCAAUAGACUAUCCCUUCAAUACAGCCAUACAAUGUUUAAAUGAAAUGACUACAAUUCUCAAAAGAAACACUAAAAGUCUACCAGUUUUUGCCUGCUAAUCUCUUUUCACGACUCUGCACUACAACAUUGACUGAAAUGGUGCUUUAACACUGAGCCAAAAUGUGUUAGUUUAAGCUUAUUACAAUGAUGUCUUUUCUUUAAUCAUUUUUUUGCAUGUUAUGUUUUUGAGUUUGCCCCCCAGUUUUUAUAAGCAGUAUGAUCUGUAUGGAGGAGGACUGUUGGCCUUUUGGUUCCUUGUUGCAAUGCCCUCCGCUAAUACUGCCAUUCUUGAUAAAAUAUGGUGAUGUUGGUGACUUUAUAUUAUAGUUCUAGGGACUUUCAAAUCCUAAAACUAUUUCUUUUGCUGGGUUUUAGAUGAUACAGAUGGGGGCAGUUCAAAUAAACAUGAAUAUUGUUAAAAUGCAAAAGUCUGGUGAACUAUUAGGUCUAGUCACCGAUGGAAAUGAUCAGGUUCAACAUUUGUGAAUUUACCUUUUGGAUAUUUCAUGGUAAUGUACAAUGUAAUCAAUAGGAAAAACUGGCUCCCCCAUCUGUUUUUUUUCCAGGCUGAUUCAGAAUACUAUUUGUUCUUUAAUUAUUACACUGAGAAGCAAUAAUUGGAAUAAUUUAUGCUCAUAGUCAUCAAUGUUUACCUAAAACACCUUGGAAAAAAAUAUCUAAGCUGAUCCAAAACACAAUUUAUUAACUUGAAAUUCCAAAAUAGUGCCCUGAUGUUGAAAAGUGAUAGUUUGCAUAGUAAUUUGAUUAAUUUAUGUUUAUUCUCACACAAGCUUACCCAAAUUUUUUUGAUGGAUUUGAAUGUUUGACAGAAAAAUACUACUCAAAUGAAUGCUACCAUGCCUCUCUUACAUGUAGAUUGUUGGAAUAGGUCAUUUUUUUCCAGUUAACUGUUAAGCACUUUUAAUUGUAUUUUCCCUUGUAGUAAGCAGAUUUUUGGCAGUAUUUUUAGCUAAAGGAUCAACAUCUCUAAACCGGUUAGAACAAUGGCAUUUUUACAACUUAAUGUUAUAAAAAAUUGUAAAGGAUGCCAGUUUUAGCGGAGGGCAAGGAGCACAUUGUCUUAAUAGAUUUGGGCCUUAAUUGUACAAAAUGAACGUUUUGAGUGCUGUAUUUCUAUUUGCUGCAUUUGUGUGAAGCAAGAACUGAUGAAACCAAUGUUAGACUAGUUUAAACAUUUGCACAAGAUUUUUUCAAUGGAUUAUUUUAAGUUGUUUAGUACUAAAAGAUAUUGUUUUAUAUUCUGUGCAUUUUGACGGAGGCCAGCAGAGCAGACACGACAAGCCGUGAACAUAAAGAACAUGUUUGAAUUUUUACUUAAAAUUUUGUUUGUCAGUUUGUUAUCACCAAGUGGUUUUUAACGCUUCUGUUAAAGAAGUAUGUAUUAUAUUACAAUAAAGGAACAUUGUAUUUAA